This is a messenger RNA of Micropterus salmoides (largemouth bass), 2067 nucleotides long. It is a transcript of the gene pgd, whose product is annotated as phosphogluconate dehydrogenase. The coding region runs from base 147 to 1598 and encodes 483 amino acids. Gene Ontology annotation, molecular function: NADP binding; phosphogluconate dehydrogenase (decarboxylating) activity. Gene Ontology annotation, biological process: pentose-phosphate shunt; pentose-phosphate shunt, oxidative branch. The transcript has 13 exons. The record is from RefSeq and is a predicted model, not a curated record. Gene Ontology annotation, cellular component: cytosol. NCBI's taxonomy places the organism in Eukaryota, Metazoa, Chordata, Actinopteri, Centrarchiformes, Centrarchidae.
CUUCUGCUCGCCGUCGUCAUGUUGAAAAGGGAAUAAGGAAGUGAAAAACGAGUAAGGAAGAAACCUGAAGUGAAGUGGACUGGUGUGUGAGCCCGGCUGUCAUUUGGACUCCUGUUUCUUCACGGUUACUCUACCCGCUGAGCACUAUGGCUAAAGCAGACAUUGCACUGAUUGGUUUGGCUGUCAUGGGCCAAAACCUCAUCAUGAACAUGAAUGAUCAUGGCUUUGUGGUCUGCGCUUACAACCGCACUGUGUCCAAGGUGCACGACUUCCUGCAGAAUGAGGCCAAGGGCUCCAAUGUGAUUGGAGCAGAGUCUCUGGAGGACAUGGUGACCAAGCUGAAGAAGCCCAGGAGGAUCAUCCUGUUGGUCAAGGCUGGACAGGCUGUGGAUGACUUCAUUGACAAACUGGUUCCUCUUCUUGAGAAGGGAGAUAUCAUCAUCGACGGCGGCAACUCUGAAUACAGAGACACGACACGGCGGUGCCAGACCCUGAAAGAGAAGGGCUUGCUGUUUGUCGGCAGUGGAGUCAGUGGUGGAGAGGAAGGGGCACGUUAUGGACCAUCACUCAUGCCGGGAGGACAUAAAGAGGCCUGGCCACAUAUAAAAGACAUCUUCCAGAGCAUUGCUGCCAAGGUUGGAACAGGAGAACCUUGUUGUGACUGGGUUGGAGAUGAGGGCGCAGGUCAUUUUGUUAAAAUGGUCCACAAUGGCAUUGAGUAUGGCGACAUGCAGCUGAUUUGUGAAGCCUAUCACCUGAUGAAGGAUGUUCUGGGUAUGGACCACGAUGAAAUGGCACAGGCUUUUGACAACUGGAACAAGACAGAGUUGGACUCCUUCCUGAUCGAGAUCACGGCCAGCAUUUUUAAAUACAGGGACUCUGAUGGUACACAUCUGCUGCCCAAGAUCCGCGACAGCGCUGGACAGAAAGGCACGGGGAAGUGGACGGCCAUUUCGGCCUUGGAGUACGGCACUCCUGUCACUUUGAUCGGGGAGGCUGUCUUUGCCAGAUGCCUGUCCUCUCUGAAGGAUGAGAGAGUGGAGGCCAGCCGCAGCCUUUCAGGGCCUCAGGGGGUGAAAUUCAGUGGUGACAAGGCUGCCUUCCUGGAGGACAUUAGAAAGGCCCUUUACGCCUCCAAGAUCAUUUCCUACGCCCAGGGCUUCAUGCUGCUGCGGCAGUCAGCCAAAGAGUUCAGCUGGUCCCUGAACUACGGCGGGAUUGCUCUGAUGUGGAGAGGAGGCUGCAUCAUCCGCAGUGUCUUCCUGGGUAAAAUCAAAGAAGCGUUUGACAGGGACGCAGAGCUGCAGAACUUGCUGCUGGACAAUUUCUUCAGUAAUGCUGUGCAGGACUGUCAGGAGUCAUGGCGCCGAACAGUCAGCACUGGAGUCCAGCAUGGCAUCCCUAUGCCCUGUUUCACCACAGCUCUGUCCUUCUAUGAUGGCUACAGACAUGAAAUGCUGCCAGCCAACCUCCUCCAGGCCCAGAGGGACUACUUUGGAGCCCACACAUAUGAACUGCUGUCAAACCCCGGUCAUUUCAUCCACACCAACUGGACGGGCCACGGUGGAAAUGUCUCCUCUUCAUCCUACAAUGCUUAAGGACCAUCUUCACAUCACUCAAAAACACAAACGAGAGAGAGAGGGAGAGGGAGAGAGAGGGAGAGAGAGGGAGAGAGAGGGAGAGAGAGGGAGAGAGAGACACAAGUGAAAUUUUACACAUUCCAACUUUAAAACGAUGCCUGACUAUUUAGAGCCUCCUGCCCCAACAGUCACCUUUAAUUCAAUUUUUUACUCCCCUCAAAGACUUGUUGCAGUUUUAUUUAUCAAUAAGGAAUAUUGUAGAUUAAGUGUAUUGUAAACUCUACACCCAGUGUUUUGGUGUAUCUGAACUUCAUCACAGUCACAAUAGGGGGAACAAGAAAGUCUAUUUGGUUGCUAUUGAUAUUAUGCUGGCCAUCAAACUGAUGUUCACCAGUCAUGUUGGGCCCAGGGUUCACGUUGUUAACGCUGGAUUAAUGUGAAGCGUUGAACUGUAUUGGACUAAAUAAAGACUUAAAUCCCUUUAUAA